Molecule: messenger RNA, 555 nt
Organism: Carassius carassius (crucian carp)
Lineage: Eukaryota; Metazoa; Chordata; Actinopteri; Cypriniformes; Cyprinidae
Product: cytochrome c oxidase subunit 7B, mitochondrial-like
Exons: 3
Coding region: 16-399 (127 amino acids)
Biological process (GO): mitochondrial electron transport, cytochrome c to oxygen
Source: RefSeq, a predicted model, not a curated record
UUUCAAUUUUACGUUAUGUUGAAUCUACCGCUGAUCGUCUUUUGCGAUCCCCUCGCGUGCACGCGCGCACGCAUCGCUCGCUCAUUUCACCUCAGCCAUUUUGUUUCUGCCAUUCAGUUCAAGGGUAUUAGCACGAGCAGCUGGUUGUACCGAGAUAUAACCAUGUAUCGUUUCGCCAAGGCUGCCCUGAACCUCAGCGGCCAAAGUGCCCGUCAGGUGGCUGUGAGACAAAAGUCUGAUAUGUCUACUGAAUUUCAUGCUAAGUAUGGACCUCCUCUGCUGAUUGCUGGGGCCACAUUUUGCACAGCUGUUUGGGCAUAUGUGGUCACAUCAACAGGCAUUGCAUGGAACCUGUCACCUGUAGGCAAGGUGCAGCCCAAGCCAUGGCAGGAGGAAUGAAUGCAUAUCCCCUUUGUGGAGCGAAUGCUAAUGGUUUCUAAAUGACAAUUUGAUUUUUUUUCCCCAUUUUGCAAAUGGAGACUUUUCACCUUAUCCAAUCUUGUUUGCUGUCUUGGCAUGUCUGUAAAAAUGUAAUAAAUUAAAUAUAAAUCUUAA